Messenger RNA from Owenia fusiformis, 1848 nucleotides. The record is from the annotation of a GenBank genome assembly. NCBI's taxonomy places the organism in Eukaryota, Metazoa, Annelida, Polychaeta, Sabellida, Oweniidae.
UGCUGGUUAUGGAUGCCAUAACAAGGUGACGAUGCCUCUAACGGACGAGGACCAAGACACUGUAAAGUGUCGAUGGGCAGUCGGGGAUGAGUGCGGAUCUGCUUGUAAUUUGCUUCCAAAUGCAGUCUUGGACCGAGAUAAGUGCCUCGUGAGUUUCAAUGCGGGGGUCAACUAUACGUCUGGAGGUUGGUACGUGGUCACCAUCACUAUCGAGGACUACCCCAAGAGUACGAUAUAUGUUGGACGUGAGAGGAAAACACCCGCUCAACCAUUAUCAUCCGUUCCACUUCAGGUGCUGAUCACGACCCCUACAUUCGCAGGGGGACAGGCUGCGUGUGAUGCAAAACCUGAAUUUGUAACCCCAACAUUAGCUGGAGAUUCAAGAGUCCGUGUUUUACCAGCCGCAACAUUUACGACAAAGAUUUACGCUUCUUCCCCGAUGUAUCCAAAUUCAAACGUUGUAUCAUUUUCGUUUGUGUCACCCAGAGGCUUCAUAAAGGGCAACUUACAAAAUGAUGACUUUGGGAGGAAUAAUGUCAAGGUUAUUUCCGCAACAUGGACGCCGACGGUCGGUCAGGCUGGGGAUAACCUAUUUUGCUUCAAAGCGUUUGAUUCAAAUGGCGCUGCGUCUGAGUCAAGGUGCAUCACGAUAGCUGCAUACGAUUUUGAUGAAUGCCUCAGUGGCCCGUGUCAAAAUGGAGCAACGUGUGUUGAUGGAGUGAAUAGGUACUCUUGCAACUGCAUUCCUGGUUUUGUCGGCAUUCACUGUGAAACUGAUGUUGAUGAAUGUUCAAGUAUCCCAUGUCAAAACGGUGGAACAUGUGCAAACCUCAUCAACGAGUACAAGUGUAGCUGUAAGCCAGGGUUCACAGACAAAGACUGCAGCACCGAUAUUGAUGAAUGUACGAGUGGACCGUGUCAAAAUGGAGGCGUCUGCGUCGAUGACAUCAAUCAGUUUACUUGCACCUGUGCGGCUGGUUUCACUGGCGACCUGUGUCAGACAAACAUCAAUGAGUGUGCAAGCUCACCUUGUGCUAACGGAGGGACUUGUACCGAUAAUGUAAACGGAUUCACGUGUGCCUGUCUGCCCGGCUUUGUCGGUGUGACUUGUUCAGUAAACGUGGACGAAUGUGCUAGUUCACCAUGCCAACACGGUUCAACAUGUUCUGAUGACGUCAACAAAUAUUCAUGCACAUGUUCGGUUGGUUACACUGGACGAAACUGCGAAAUAAAUAUAGACGAAUGUCAGAGCGAGCCUUGCUAUUUCAACUCCACUUGCAUCGAUAGGGUGAACUCUUACACGUGUGCUUGUAUCAAUGGAACGACGGGUUUAAAUUGUGAAACGGAUAUCGACGAGUGUGCUAGUGAACCAUGUCAACACAUCUCUACUUGUCUUGAUAGGUUGAAUGGCUAUGCUUGUGCUUGUUCUCCUGGUUUCAACGGUACUCACUGUGAGCACAACAUCAAUGAAUGCCUAAGCUCUCCCUGUCAACACGGUACGUGCUUGGACAAUAUCAACAGCUUCCAAUGUGUGUGUUCCCAAGGAUAUACAGGUGAAUUUUGUCAAACAGAUAUCAACGAGUGCGCAAGUGACCCAUGUCAACACAACAGUCCUUGUAUCGAUGAAGUGAAUGGAUUUAGAUGUAACUGCAUACAAGGAACAACUGGAGUCAACUGUGAAACGAAUAUAGAUGAAUGCCAAAGUGGACAUUGUGAACAAAACGCAACAUGCAUCGAUGGUAUCAACCAAUAUCAGUGUCGGUGUGUUGAUGGUACAACGGGGAAGAAUUGUGAAACAGAUAUUGAUGAGUGUCAAUCAGUACCAUGUAAAUACAAUGGGACAUGUGU